GGAGGAGGGAGUGCGGUGGGCCAAUGGGGAGGGGAAGGGGGCGGGGCUAGCGGCGGGCCGGGCUGGGGGGGCGGUGAGCGUCGGGAGCGAGCACGGGCACGAGCACGGGCACGAGCACGGUGUCCCCUGCACCAUGAGGACAACGGUGACGCUGUGGCUGCCCCUGGCCCUGGCCGGGGUCGCUGCCGUGGCCACGCUGCGGUGUCCCGACGGGAUGUCCGAGUGUCCCCACAAUGCCACCUGCUGCGUGACGCCCAGCGGCACCUGGGGGUGCUGCCCCAUGCCACAGGCAUCGUGCUGUGAGGACAAGGUGCACUGCUGUCCCCAUGCCACCACCUGCGACCUGGCCCAUGGGCGCUGCCUCUCGCCCCAUGGUGACACCCCCUUGCGCACAAAGUUCCCUGCCUGGAAGAGCCAGCAGCGGGCACCGGCAGCUCUGCUGCGCCAGGUGACGUGCCCCGAUGGCCACUCGGCGUGCCCGGACGGUGCCACCUGCUGCCGGCUGCCCUCGGCGCAGUAUGGCUGCUGCCCCCUGCAGAACGCCGUGUGCUGCAGCGACGGGCAGCACUGCUGUCCCCAAGGCACCACCUGCGACCUGGAACGCUCCACGUGCACCUCGGUGCAGGACCCGGCACGGCUGCUGGCACGCGUUGGUGAUGUGAAAUGCGACGACGAGAUGAGCUGUCCUGACGGGAACACAUGCUGCCGGCUGAGCUCGGGCGCCUGGGGGUGCUGCCCCUUGGAGCAGGCCGUCUGCUGCAAGGACCACCAGCACUGCUGCCCCAGGGGCUACACCUGCAACGUGGCCACCCAGAGCUGCGAGAAGCUGCUGGCGGCCACCCUGCUGCAGUCACCGCCCCCCCCGGGACCACUGCUGUCCCCACUGCGCCCCGUGGCCACCAUACCCGGUGACACCGCCAGUGCCUGCCUCCCCGGCCAACGCUGCUGCCGCAGCAGGGACGGCUCCUGGGCACGCUGCCCCUUCACCCAGGGCUCCUGCUGCGAGGACGGGCGUCGCUGCUGCCCCGCCGGGUACCGCUGCGCCCGGGGGGGACGCGAGUGCUGGCCCCAGCGCUGGGACGUCAGGGGGGGGCAUCUCCAGCAGGACACUGCUGUGACCCCCCCGGGGCAAGGGACACCACUGGCUGGAUGUGCCCCACAAAAUAAAAGGUUUCUAGGAAAAAAACGUGAUUUUUUGGUGGGGGUGGAAGCACGGUUGGGUCGUGCCUGA
Oxyura jamaicensis (ruddy duck) is the source of this 1231-nucleotide messenger RNA. RefSeq names its product granulin precursor (gene GRN). Bases 134 to 1231 code for a protein of 365 amino acids. Gene Ontology annotation, cellular component: extracellular region. NCBI's taxonomy places the organism in Eukaryota, Metazoa, Chordata, Aves, Anseriformes, Anatidae. The record is from RefSeq and is a predicted model, not a curated record. The transcript is spliced from 10 exons.